CGAAAACGUACGAACGGCGUGAUCAUGGGUUGUUGUCGAAAGGUUGUCUAAAAUAUGGAAUUGUCGUAAAAAAAUAUUUUGUGUUUUUUUUAAAAAAAAUUUAUAAGUAAGCAAAUAUAUUUUUUUGUGUGUUUUCAAGUGCGUCACAGCCUGAAUCAACAGUUAAGAAAACACGGAAGAUAAUUUUUUUUCGUUACGUUAACAUCAAAUGAUCCAGAACUGAAAGAAAUAUGAAGUGGAAAAUAUUUUUGAUUCUACUUUUUUUACUGGUAAUUCGAAAUAAUGCUCAGCCGAAGCAAACGCAGCUUUCACCUACAGGGUUAAAUGUUUGCAGCCAUAAGUUUUCAUACAACAGCUACUACACGCUGACAUCAACCUAUCAAAGCUAUGAAAAUUACCGUACAUGCUGCAAAAGGUUUUUUUGGUGCACCAGUCAUUGUACACGCUACAGGAAGCGUACACGUUACUAUAUCAAAAGCUUAAUACGAGUGAAAUAUGCAACUUCUUAUUUUUGUUGUCAAGGAUGGGCACGAGUUGAAAGUUCUUGCCCACAGGCUGUUUGUGUACCACCUUGUGAGAAUGGAAAAUGUGUUCGACCAAAUCAAUGUGAGUGCAAAGCAGGUUUUACUGGAAAAUACUGCGAAACAGAAAUAAAUGAAUGUCUUGCACAGCCACGCCCUUGCCAACAAACAUGCACAAAUCUUCAUGGUGGUCACCGAUAUUCUUGCUCCUGUACAAGAGGAUAUCGAAAGAUAGGCUCUCAAGUUACAAGUCCUAAAUGUGAAAAUGUAAACGAGUGUCAGGCUGCAAAGAACAAAUCAAUAAACCUUUGUGUUUGUGCAUAUAAUAUACCUGGAUGCAAAGCUACUUGCCUGGAUACACUUGGCAGUUACAAAUGUCAAUGCAGCUCUGGCUAUAGAUUGGUGGCUAACCGUGUGUGCACUGAUGCAAAUGAAUGCUCCGCCGGUACUCAUCAAUGUUCUCAGAUUUGUAUAAACAAAGCAGGUGGUUAUGUAUGUGACUGUUAUGUUGGCUACGAGUUGAGUGCAAAUAAACGAUCUUGUCUGGACAUAGAUGAGUGUCAGCUCUCCAAUGGAGGGUGUGACCACAAAUGCACAAAUUUGCGAGGGUCAUACAGAUGUUCAUGCAAGAAGGGCUAUUUGCUGUUGAGCGACCGCAUGAGGUGCCAAGAUAUCAAUGAAUGUAUGAUUAGUAGGCCGUGUGAUUUGUUUUAUGGUAAAUGUAUAAACCGUGCAGGUGGUUACGAAUGUGGUUGUAAGAAGGGAUACGAGCUUCAAUACGAUAAGAAGACGUGCAAAGACAUCAAUGAAUGCAAGGGUAUCAACUACUGUCAGCAGUCGUGUGUUAACAGGGAUGGCUCCUACCUUUGUUCGUGUAGGUUUGGAUACAAAUUGAAACCAGAUGGCAGAACUUGUGAAGAUAUUGAUGAAUGCAAAGAAAACUUACAUACUUGUGAACACAUUUGUGAAAACAAUCCUGGUUCAUUUAAAUGUCGUUGCAGACCUGGUUUUAUCCUAGACGCGGAUGGUAACACAUGCAUUGGUCUUCCUUGCAAAACUUUAUACGCACCUCAUCAUGGGUCAGUAAAUUGCACAGGUUUCUAUGCGGGCGAUCGUUGUUAUUUUGGUUGCAAUAUUGGCUUUCACUUGCAAGGUGUUGGUAUGAGAACCUGUUUGCAGAAGUCCAGAUGGACGAGUGGUGAGCCAAAAUGUAUUGCUAUGCAAUGUCCAGCUGCUAAGCCACCAGUGAACGGAGCGCUUAUUCUACCCUGCAUAGAAGAGUAUCGCUCGAAAUGCAUCGUUAAAUGCAAGCAAGGGUAUAACUUAAAGGGAAAGAACACCAUUGAUUGUGAUAUCAAUGCAGGAAUUACAAGAUGGAGAUUGAAUUCAACAUGCAAAGAAAUUCGACUGUGUGCACCCAACCCUUGCCAACACAAAGGUUCGUGCCAAGUUAUCUCCAAUACCAAGUACUCUUGCGAUUGUACCAAUACGGGCUACAUCGGUGACCAAUGUCAAAUUGGAGAACUUAAAGUUCCUGAAUUCCCGCAAAUGCAGGUAGCAAUAGAAUCUGACGAGCUCGUGAUCAAAGCCAAACCCGAUAAUCAGUUAACGAUUACCUUGGAUACGGAACUUCCUGAUUCUGUUGUCUUUACUCCAAGUAACACACUGCAGAUUGUUGCUCCUCGUGAUGAAGUCACUUUUAAAGUCACACCGAAGCGCAAGGGUUUAAUUCGAAUCAAGUACAUAUUAUCUGGUGCGGACAGUUUUAGCUUUGUCCAACCACGUGACGGUGUGAUUUAUGCCUUAGAGAGUGUGACCAAUAGUCGACUUUCGACUAUUCCAGGCGACAACUUUAUGAAGGCCAACUGUCACGAUCUUCACGUCGAUAAAUGUCCCGGUCCUGAUAAUAUUAAACUUUCUUCAAGCUGUCGCUGGGAAGUUUUUGGAACGACCGGUUAUGUAAGCGUAUCGACCGGAUCCAUAUCACUACCUCUGUCGUUAACCGGUGUUAGUUUCCUUGCCAACGAAGGCAUUAAGAAAUUUCAUAGCAGCGGUGUUUUGACAGUUGCAAAGGUGACACAAGAUAUGCUAAUUAGCGGACGCACAAGUUGCGCCUCGGGUAAAACGUGCACGAAUGCGAUCAAGUCCGAAUUAGAUCAUGAUUUUCUCCUUAAAAGAAAUCAAUUCCUUCGAUUUUUUUACAAGUCUGUGAUGUCUAUAAAUCCAUGGUGGAUCACAUACGAUUUAACGACUGACCAUAAUGGCUUCCACGUAAAUGACGUGCAAUCUUUGUUGAUUCAAAAGCCCAGAAUGAGGGACUUGAUUGUUUGUAAGCAUAUACCGUCAAGCAUUUCGGGAACAUCUUCGGUCCUUGUUACGCAUGCGCCUGUGAAUAUAGCUAUGGCAACUCAGGAAUACGUCAUUGAUUCAUCCCACCCAACAUGCAUCGUUGUAGAUUUAUGUAAACAAAUCUCGUACAUCUCACUUCCAGUGGACAAGUCUCUGACACCCUCUCACGUACUAUCCUCGAUACGUAUAAAAAUAAAGGGACUGGGGUUCAGCAACAAGAGUGUCAUAGAAGAUUCAUGUAUGCGUUUUUGGAACGGAGUCACGGGGAAAGAGAUGCAACUGUGUGUUCAAGCUAAUGUCUGGCUGAAAGCUUUCAUCAAUCUCAAUACGGACAACUCUAACUUGGCUUUCAACGGUGAAGUCUUUUCAACUGCUAAUAUGGAAUCUUUUGUUACUGAACGCUUUAACAUGGAACACAACAUGCUCCUCCGUGGAGAGCUUUCUGGCAAGCUGUCAAUAAAUGUACAAGGAAAGAAGUUAAACCUAGUCUAUCCAUCUGCGAAGGUGUCUUCUUUUGUACAAUUUGGAGGAACUCUUCACCCAUCCUGCACGAUGUGUUCCACGAAAGGAAUAUACUUAUCCAUGUUGGCAACCAAACUAAACAUAGACUACGAAACUAGCGUGUUGAGGAUCUAUCCAGAUUUAAAUAUCCAAAACGCAAAGAUUCAAGCCCGCCUGUAUUAUGACGUCAUAAAAGGUCACGUAAUAUUAGUAGAGAACCUGCCCCGCAUAAAGUUAAUGCUGAGAUUUCUAGCAAAUACAAUAUCUGCGCAGAUUAGAGGCAUUCAGUUUGCAAUGGGACCGUUAGCUGCAAAGUAUAUGUUGGAACUUGGUGAAGUGACGAAAGCUUCAGCAACCUUUUCGGUGUUGUUGCAGAAAGGAACAUUAGUAGUGUCGAUCGCUGAUCCAAAAUACAAAGACGUUUUUGUAGCUUUAACCACCGCUAAACAAUAUGUAGCCACUUUUAUCGAUUCCUUGGUGGCGUUGAAGGAUGCUGUACAUAGCCAUGAAGUUAAUUCGUUUGUUAUAAGACGAGUAGAUAUGCAGGUUUUAAACUUGCGACGGACAAUGACUCGUCUGUUGACGUUGCAAGCAGUCCCUAAACUUGCCGCGACGCAAGAAAGGUUUGACGGUCUAUCUGUGAGUUACGUCGGGAAAGUCUGUGUUUUUAACCUUUGUUUUGAUAACGGAGUUGUUUCUGUUUAUGAUUUAAAGCGAGAUCAGUCUUCCUGUAGCGAAUGUUGGAAUACAAGUAGUUCCAAACUGUCCGAGUACACUUAUAUAGACACGGUAAGUAAAGCUUCUAAACAGCUGGGGUCUUACGUUAAAGUUAAAAGUGGCGCGAGAGUUAAAAUUGAGGUAUCGAAGACUUCAGAUAAGUUUGUAAUCGAGCUGCCAGCAACAGUAGCUAUGUUUGAUCAACUGUUUGAGGUUCUAUUACGAAUCGAUAACAAAGUGAUUAGCUACACAUUAAAAAACGUUUCAAUCGCGCAAGAUCUUGUACUUGACAUCAAGGCUAGAGCAGAUUUUACUGCAUCGAUAACAUGGAACACGAUAAAGUUUACGUAUGAGGGACAAGCAAGCGCCUCCUCUAAGUUAGGGAGCAAAAUGGAAACGCUCGCUAAUACUAUGAUCAAAAACAUUGCUUUACGAACAAUCAGAAGGAUAAACGAGACUCGUUUUAAACUCUCUCAAUCUAAUACGUUGAUCGAAAAGAACCAAGCUGAAGUAUUGAAGCUAAAAGCUAAUGCAGAUGCUAAGAACCGAGAACGACGCUUGGCGACAGCUCAGUACCUCCAAUAUAAAUUAAACUACACGAAGACCUUAAAGUCGUUCCGAGAAUAUUUUGUCGGUGAUUUUAUUAAGAAUCUUGAGAAGCGACUGAACGAGACGUGUAUCUACGAAGAAUGUUCGGAAGUUUGCUUCACUAUGUCACUGUACGAUAUGUGUCAAGAUAAACAAUUUGUAAUCGCCAACGAGCUGCGUUGCGACCAAAAGCAAGUCAAAACUCGCACCACGGUGGAGGAGCCUUUUAAAACUGAUUGUGCAAUGACUAAGCAUAAUUUUAUCCCGAUUUAUACGGGAACAUGUCGAAAAGGUGGGCAAGCCAAGUUAAAGAAUUCGUUAAUGGCUACUGGGGCAGGCGUAGGAGGCUUAGUCGGGUCUAUAAUCCCAGGACUUGGAACUGCUAUUGGAUCAGUAGUAGGUACUGCAGUUGGUUAUUUUGCAAGUCUAUUUUCUUCAUGCGAUGAAUCAUACGAGGUAUUCAAGCAAGUGAUCAAUUAUCAACAACCGUGUGUUUUAAAGAAAUAUAACACAAGAACAAAGCUUUUUACCGUUUCAGAUUGCUUUCCAGUGCAGCGCUUAGUUCUUUCCGAUUACGGUGUCCCGUAUCCAUGCCCUGUAAGUAAUUCAACGUGUGUCCCGAUUUUUGACCCUGUAUGUACGCAAAAGAAUAAUGAAUGUAAAAGAAAUCGUGAUACCGUUAGAACGAGGGAAUUGAAGAAGGCUGGGGUAUACAAUGAUACAUGGUUUAAAUUGAAUUUCUUCGAGAUUAAAAUGCAAGAGCAAUUUAUAAUAAUGGAGAAGGCAAAAAGCGUCGCCGCUGAAGCGCAACGAAAAUACGAACGCAAGGAAGCACUACUUAAGGAAGCGAAACUGGAAGCUAAGUUUGCUCAACUAACUAUUGACAAUAUUGAUUUAACUUUAAGCUUUGAAAAAUGUUUAUUAGGAAUAUACCAAGCUACAGCUGAAAAGGACAAAGCUGUCGAAUUUACUGAUUACUCAUUUAAAACUUCGACACCGAUUGCUGAGAAUUUGCUGAUCGAGUUGUAUGUAAAGGGCGGGAAGACAGGAAAGAUGCUCGCCGAAUUCUUGUUUACAUUUAAAGACCAAGAUAUAUCAAUUCAAAAUGGCGUUCGUAAGAUCAUUCAACAGUAUCUAUGCAGUGGUAAAACUAAAAGGCGUCGGCGAUCGUUUGUUGAAAGUAUAUCUUCUAGUCCGCUGGGUCACCACAAUGACUUUUCUUUCACAACCAGUGUGGGAAAAGAUGUAAAGGACUCGGACGUCGUAUGCUUAAGUUCCAAAACAAUAUUUAGCUACCUUUCUCAUUUAAUUAAAGAACUAAAGAAAUCGCUUGCGUUGAAUUUUAAGCGUGAAAAGGAGCUAAAGCAUUCUUUGGGAGAAUCUAACAAAUUAAUCACUAAUCUUCAAUCUCGGGAAACAGAUCCCCUGAUGUUUAAAAAGCAGCUAGAAUGGCUUCGGGAGACGCAUGCAGAGGGCGUUGCGGAGCUUAAGGAGUACUCGGCUGAAAAUGUGUUACAAAAAUGGCGACUAGAUAUGGAGCUAUACACGCAGAGGAGUAAUUUCACGGCUUGCUUGGAUGCAAAUGAUUGCGUUGAAACGGCCCUUGAAAACCUCAAAGAGUUACCAUCCAUGUUUAAAGGGACUCGCUCGCAGUACGUGAAACUAAUCAAAGAUUUUAUGGAGAAUUACGCUAGACUUUUUAAGUUUGCCACCUCCCUAGAAGCUUUACAAGGGCUAAAUAAAAAAUUGGAAAACGUAUUGGAAUCCCUAAAAAAUAUGACGCACUUUUGCUCCCGCGUUCCGCAAGUACGACUUACAUCACCCUCCCAAGUGAUCUCCUUCGUCGGUGAUGUUGUUGAGCUAGAAUGUAAAGCGACAAGCCCACUUCCAAUUUCAUACAUAUGGAAAUUUGAUAACAAAACACUGUUGUUUGAGACGCAGUCGAAAUUGAAAAUAUUUCUGCAUACGUCGGCGUUUGGUAAAUACAGGUGCGAAGCUUGGAAUCUAGCUGGCCGAAACCGAUCCGAUGAUACCUUCAUCGUUCUUCGCAAGAAACCCGUGAUCGUAUCGCAACCGGAAGAUUUUGUCUAUCUAAGCACGGUUGCGAGCAAGAUUUCUCCCUUCUUCGAGUGUAAUGUAACUGCCGAUCCGCAAGCCAAAAUCACAUGGUAUUAUCAGUCGUAUAGCAGCCAAUCAAAGUCUUUGAAACUACACUCUACUAAAUCAGUUCUAAGGAUUGCUUCACCAACCGCAAGCAACAGCGGUUUCUAUUAUUGUGUGGCUAUUAAUCAAUAUGGCUCCAUUACAAGUCGAAAAGCGCGACUGGAUGUUUUGCGAGGUGACGUUCCACACCAAGAAGUGUCUGUUGAGUUUGACUUGGGUCUGGGUCGCAUUGAUAAAGUUAACAGAACGGAGUACACAGAAAAGAUCCUCAAGGACUCGAAACUAUCUGUACAACAAAGUGUUCACGUUGAUAUGCAAGCUGCUGGUUCGGCUGACGUAAAAUUUGAAGUAACGCUUGAAGAUAAAUCUAACGACAAUUCGUACCGAUUGAAUGACGUCAAGUUAAUACGAAGUGUGUCAAAGAAACGGCAGUCGCUUUCUGAAGGCGUGCAAAGGCUUGUUUCAGGGUUUGUUGAUACAAAAGGAAAAGUUACGUCGGCUGAGAUGGAGAAAACAAUGGUACUUGGUUUUAACGGUGACAAAUGUCCAACCGGAUCUAAAUUACAUAACAAUGGAUUCACUUGCGUGCCAUGCACGGCUGGUUCAUAUGGCUAUGCCGGUUUUUGUUUACCUUGCCCCAUCGGAACCUACCAACCAUUACCGGGACAGGAUAAGUGCAACUUAUGUACAAACACGCAAGUAACCGAGCAAACUGGAACGAUCAACAAGAUGCAUUGCCAGUCACCUGUUCUUCGAGCUAUGGAUAUUAUACUGCUUGUCGACACGUCACAGAGCCAGAGUUUAACGCAGUUCGAUAAUAUUCGUCAAUUCCUUGUGAAGUUUCAUAAAGAUUUUGUUCAAUCUGGCAACGAUGUACGAUUCGGAUUGAUCACGUUUAGCAAUUCCAUAAACUCUGUUAUUUCUCUCGCUUAUCCAAAUUCGGCAGCUGCCGCUACUAUUAACAAUCUAUCGAGAUCAACGAGUGCCAUGAGAAAAACAGACAAAGCGAUAAAGUUUGCAUCGAGGAUAUUCAGCGAGAAGUCAUCUGUAACGCGUAGAAAACUUCUUGUCUCGAUUAUCACAGGUCGUACAUCGAGUUUGAAUAAUCAAGAAGGGUUUGUGUUGCUACGUCAAGCAUCGCUCGACUUGCAUAGAGGUGGAAUAGAAAGUGUAGCUGUUGGAUUUGGAGGUUGUGAUAAAACUGACCUUUUAGCUCUAGCAUCAGCGAAAAAGGAAAACAACAUGCUUGAAUUUGACAGCGCUGUUAAAUUGAAUAACGCGAGACAAAAGCUAGCUGCUACCAUUUUAAGAGGUGAAUGUUCCAUCCCUGGUAAGGAUAUUGCUAUAGCUAUUCAAUCUUCUUCUACUGUUCCGGACAAGCUGUGGUCAAACGCUCUAUCCUUCGUCGGGGGUUUCAUCAAUCGUUUGCGAAAUACUCCGACUACUAAAUUCGGUAUUGUUACGUUCGCUUCUAAAGUUGUGGGGAAGAGAUUUCGCAGAUAUAACUCUACUGCUGAAGUUGAUGCUGUUCUAUCGGGUUUGGCGCGAACAAAAGGUGUUCACUUCCCAAACGCAUUGGAAUUUAUGUUUAAUUCGUUCACGACGGAGAAGUAUGGUUCUCUAUCCAAAGUAAAAAUUCUUCUGAUCGUCAGUGAACAAAAGAUAAAAGACGAUGUGUUCGCCAAAUUCCAAAAAUUUUACCAUCAGGACGACGUCAGGUUUAUAAAUGUUAUUAUGUCGCUCGAAAAGCAAGACGUGGGAGUUGCGGAUUUAGGUAUGAAGGAGAGCGAAAAAUUUAUUUACUCGUUGGGCGAACUUGCGGAACUCGUUAAACGUGUGAAGGGUAUUGUACCAACGAUUCAAGUUGAAUGUUUCAAGUCACGCCAGGAAGCAAUAUGAUUCUAUCGUGUAUUUGAAUACUGCUAAAAUAAAUAUAUUUAUGUGUAAUGGAAGAAAUGGUAAAAAAUC
Hydractinia symbiolongicarpus is the source of this 8807-nucleotide messenger RNA. RefSeq lists its product as uncharacterized. The record is from RefSeq and is a predicted model, not a curated record. Gene Ontology annotation, molecular function: calcium ion binding; protein binding. The transcript has 19 exons. Bases 231 to 8738 code for a protein of 2835 amino acids. Lineage: Eukaryota; Metazoa; Cnidaria; Hydrozoa; Anthoathecata; Hydractiniidae.